GCUCUGUCAGCUUUGACACGUUAACAGCUCGUGCGCAGACGUACAGCUCAAGCUGAGCCAUUACUGGCGGGAGCAAUGUUAACUUUCCCCGGGAGAAGUGGGCAGAAGCAGAUCCGUAAGAAGAGUCCGCCACCUAGCUGCGGAGACAGACAUCUUUAACUACGUGAUUAUGAAAACACCCGCGCCAAUGUUGUUCCACAGUGAGCGCUGGUCUCGGAUGAUUCUCAAAGUGGCUUUUGGGGGUGUUUUCACCUUCGCUGGUCACAUUAUGUAAUCAAAGCCAAAUCUAAUGCACCACAAGCGGUGGGAUCGUCGCUGCGAGCGAGAGAGCAGAGCAGAAACACCUUCAGCUCAUCUUAAACGCAGUUGGCUCCGGGACGCGCUUUCGGUUAAAGCCUUAAAGACAAGAUACGACCGAAGAAGGAUCCCAUUUGCGCUUGGAUUUGUUCAUCUUUUUAGUUGUAAAUCUCUGGACCCUUCACACCUGCAGUCUACUUUUAGUUGGUGACGUCACUUAUUUCAAGGAGGCUGCCUAAAAGUGAAUGCCAAAAUCAUUUUAGUUUCCCCCGUCUUCUCUGAUGGAUCAGAGAGUGAAGGGGGGCAGCCCUCCAAAAACCUCUGUAGAUGCCACCUCUGCACCCAAAGGCUCAGAGAAGGACCAUGUGCCAGAGAAGAAGCGUAAAGCCGGAGCAGAGGAGGAGAGCGGGGACAAGGGGGCAGUGCUGGAGCUGCUCAUCGAGGGGCGCUGUGGGACCAAAGGAGACCAGCAGCUUCAGAUCUCAGGCAAAGACACGAGCUGCCCUGAGGGGAAUGUGAGACUCCGAAUCGGACUCCAGGCCAAGCGCACCAAGAAGCCGCCCAAGAUCUUAGAGAGCUAUGUGUGCAAGCCCACUAUUAGGACCUAUCAGAGGCAGGGCAGGGGGGCGCUGAGGGGGGAGGCAGAGGGGGGAGUGGGUCACCAGAGCAAAACCAGCUCCAGUCCAGAUGAAGCAACCAGCAAAGAGCAGCACUCGGGCUUGGACAGUGUCCAGACCACCUCCAAACAAACGGCAUCUGCUCCAGUCACACCAUCGUCAUUAUCAACAUCGUCAUCAUCAACAACAACAACAACAACAUCACCGCAGCCACUGCCCUCAGCUCCCACCACAGCCCCUGCAGCUUCAGCUCAGAGGAACAAGUCCAGCAGUCAGGUCCCAAUCAAACUGGCUGAAAAGGCUGAUGUUGUUUCAAAUGGUACAUCGGAGAAAGUGAAGAAAAGUUCAUUAGUGAAUGGUCUUUCAGCUGCACAUAAAAACUCCUCACCCAAAACUGACAAUAAAUCUCAAAUUCCAUCUCCAAAAUCUUCCCAAGCUGAGGACAUAAAGACUGAAGCCAGCUCCGGCAAGAAACAUAAUGGUUUGGUGCAGAUAUCCAAACACAAGGGUCAAUCAAAUGAGAAAGGGACUACCAGCAAUGCAUCUUCUGAAAAAGUCAAAUCUGGAAAGUAUAAUACCACUCCAUCUAUCUCUUCAAUAACAAAAUUGACAGCAGACAGCUCUCAAAAAGAACUGUCAAAUAAUAACAAAUCUCCAUCUAUCUCAGCUGUCACCCCCUCGCCUCCCAUCACCUUGCAACCCCAAGAUGAUCCUUUAAUGCAGCCUAUUGUGGAAAAAAGGAAAGACAAAAAGAAGAAGUCUAAGAAAGAAAAACGAAGGGAUAGAAAAUCAAAGCGUGACAGAUUAGAGGGGGAGAGGGCAAAGAGUCGCAGCGAGGAGAGCAAGACGAAGAAGGAGAGAGGGAGAGAGGAUCGGCAUAAAUCUAAUGAUGUUAAAAAAGAACAAGCCCCGAGUAAAAAUGACAAAACACAAAGCCAGGAAUGUCAAGUUGAAAAUACAGAAACUAGUACAGACAUUGGUAGUUGUACGGUAGAAGAGGUUGUUUGUGAUACUAGACAAGAUGAUAAUGCUCUAGACACAAAAUGCAGGGAAAAUGAUUCAGUGGAAACAACAGGUGAUAACAAUAAAUCAAAAGACCAGGACGUUUUGAGAAAUUCGCCUCCAAUCCAACCCAUCUCCACGCCUCCCACCUCUUUGCCUCCUCUCUCUGCCCCCUCCUCCCCUCCAGAGCAAGACAGCCGCCCGCUAAAGAAACGAAAAGCCCGCAGGCCCAGCUGGACAAAGUUGGUGCACCGAGCUCAGAAAGCGGAAAAUCAUGAAGCCACUUUGGAUUCCCAGCGUAAUCCCUCCCUCAGUUUUCCCCAGAACCCAAAGACAUCCCUUAAUCCCAAUGAGUCACAUGCAGCCACUUCCAGUACUGUUCCCAAAAGCUCCUCCCCACCGUCUACUCUAACUAGGUCUCCAUCUCCCAAACAGACAAAUCCAGAGCCGGUUACAUGUGCCACGAAAACUCCACCAACCCCAACUCGUAAAAGAGGACGGCCUAAAUCUCAAUCUGGCAGCUCCAAUGAACCACCUCCAAAACUUUCCCCGAAUGUUACCCCCACACAGGUGCCUAUUCCUGGGCAGGACAGAGCACCUAGUCCAGUGCAGCUAUGUCCCACCGAGAGUAGACCCAGCCCGAGAAAGAGAGGCCGCCCUCCCAAACAUCCGACCCAAAGCGAUGACCAGCGUAGCUCCAGUGCACUGAGUGACCAUGGCGACAAGAGGAGAAGUGUUCCUAUGUAUGAAAACAGGCAGCUAAACAUCAGGAGGUUGAUAAAUGAGAUGAAGAAGAGAAAAAAGAAGAGAUUUCACAAAGUAAUGUCAUCUGCUUUCGUGGCAAAAGAUGCUAAAUCAAUGGAGGCUACAACAGUACAAACACUCUCAUCUCUGUCUGGCUCCUUAGGGGGUAAGUUUGGUCCUCAAAUUAAUGUCAGUAAAAGAGGGACUAUCUACAUGGGAAAAAGGAGAGGCCGAAAACCAAAAGUGCAAAGCGGCAUCUCCCACAGCUCCUCUCAACCAUCUCUGUUCACCAGUGCUCCAGAAACGUCUCUCUUUUCGCAGCCUCCCGCCUCUCACCCCUUCCCGUCCCCCUCCCUCACCCACUCAAGCGGAGCCCAGAGCCCUUACAGUGAACACAGCUUCACCGACCCUUCCCCGUGUCUGCUUUUCUCUCAACCUUUCUCCCUACCCUCUCCCUCCUCCUCCUGCACCUCCCCGCGACCCCCCUCCUCUUCCUCGCUGUCUUCGUUUGUGAGGAAGAGUUGUCCUUGCCAGGGCAGACCGCACUUCCCAUUCCACCAGUCGACGUGUAAGCUCUCCACUCCCACGACUUCACUGCAGCACGCACCUGGCUCUCCUCCGGGCCACCUGAAAGAGGCCACUACAUCCCCCAGGAGCGAGUCCCACAGCGAGGAGACUUUGCCUAGCGACAGUGGAAUCGGGACGGAUAACAACAGCAUAUGCGAGCGAGGAGAGAUGCGAGGGACCAGAGGGAUGCUAAGAGUAGGUCACUCCUCCGGGAUUGUCUUAAGCAGUCAAAAACAUCCUGCUUCUAUCCUCGACCACCCCUCCCCUGUCUCCUCUCCGCUAUUGUCCCGACACACCAACCCAAAUGCGCACAGGGACAGACACAGGCACAGACGUAGAGAUUUUGACUGCUCCUCUUCUUGCUCGUGCCUAUGCCCAUGUUCAGGGCAAAGUAAAUGCGUUCAGUCAGACUUUUACUCCUGCCACAAUGCACUGAAAAGACAGAAAAAUAAACAUAAGAAGAAGCAACAGCAGAUUAUGCAAAUGCAAGAUCCAGAAUUUCUCUCAGAGUUAGAAGAUCUGAUUGCGGUGUUUAGUGAGAUGCACAUCGGGCGGAGAAGUUGGGCGAGGGCCGGUCUGGUGCAUGGCUACGACGGGGGUAGUCCUGGAGGAAGAAGGCACCACUCCUCCCACUCAAUGCGCUCCAAUAUAUUUCGCAUAAACUUAAAUGGAUUCUACUCACCUCACCCCUCCAACUAUCCACACAAUCCCUCCUUCCCAACCCAGUCUUUCUACUCAUGCCAUCCAGUGCACUGCAGCCGUAAGCUCGAUCGAAGACAGUGCAGUUGCUCGUCGAAAUUUCAGGAUUCAAUUGAAAACAUGUAUAGAAGUUACCCAAGCCUUUAUAACCAUCUCCCCAACUCCUAUCCUCUACCUUCUCCCAGUCAGUUCCCUCUCCACCAAUCUCCACACAUCUUACUCAACCCGGCACGUUUCCAUAGGCGUAGGAACAGACUGAUGCGGGACGGGAGUGUCGGGGGUGAAGAUUGUCCGAGGGGGAGCGGCCAUGCUGGAUCGGGGCUCACGUCAAACUUCUCCUGCGGGUGUGGGAGAAGCGAACACAAACAUAAGCAUAAGCAUCGGCACCGACAUUGCGACGAAGAAGACAAAAUACAGGAAGACGAGGUGGACAGAGAGAGAUUUGGUUCGAAGCAAAGACCAGGGUUCAUUUUUAGACAAGAAGAAAUUGGAAGAAAAACAACAAGGGGGUUAGGGAGCAUGCUGUCCAAAGAAUCACCGUGGUCACGUCAAAACGGAUCGGAUUGUUUCUCAUCUGUCACCGCGUCUUCGUCAACUGAAAGAUUUAAACAAAUACCAUUAACAUCUGUUGGUUUGGGGUCGACUCAUCUGUCGUCAUUUGGGGGAGGCUGGGGCGCCCUGGGACAUAACUGGACAAAAUACAGCGGCCUAGGAGGGACAACAUUCGGCGGUUGGACGGGCUUCAAUAGCGAAAAGCAGCAAACAAACAAAACGGUUGCAGCAGGUGUCGAGGAGGAUGAUGAUGAUGAAGAGGACGAUGAGGAAGAGUCAUCAGUUUACAGGACAUCGCCGGCACCAGUACACACAAACCUGUUCACAUCCGCAGCUAUGGAGACCGGAGCAAGGGGGUUGCGGUGGGGAGGGGACAGGCCGUGGAGGCGGGAGGAGCCAGCCUGGAUGGAGAGGAGAGAAACAGGUUCACACCGUGAUUCAAGAAACUGGGGGCCACCGAAAAAUGUACCACCUUCAGACAAUGGGUCAGUUAAUAAAAGGCGACCAGGGAGACCCAGGAAGCACCCUCUACCGUCUGCAGCCUCUCCCCCAGCACACUCCACCUCCUCUGGGUUUAAGUCUGUGCCUGAAGUGCAGGCUGGCAUCGAGGCACAGAGGAGAGAGAGAGCAGAACCAGGGCUCCUGACAGAGGCUGAGCUGCAGGCCAAGAGGAAGAAGAGCCGCCAGAGGAGACACAGCCCCUCCCCUCCCCAUCAGAGUGUCACCGAGGACAGAGUAGAGAGUGAUUCGCCCUCUGAAAGUUCGGGACACUCAGAUGUGGAGCAGGCUCCAUCAGACCCUGUGCCUGUCCCCACAGAGGAUCGUGCAGACACAGCCCCGAGCAAGAACUUCUUAAAGGCAGGCCUCUAUUCCGAUGACUACAAGACAACAGAUCCCCCAUCACAGAACACACACUUUUGUGCAGAGAGCGCAGAGUAUUCUCCAGAGGAGCAGGACUACAGCCUGCUGCCUGCUCCAAUCCAUGUCGGGAAAUACCUAAGACUGAAGCGCAUCCAUUUCCAGCUCCCUUAUGACGUUAUGUGGCUCUGGCAACAUGACCAGCUCUGCAGGCCGCCAGUGGUCCCACUGAAGAGAAAGAGGCGUUACUGUCGACCUAAAGAGAAGACCGUAUCCCCCCGUGUCAUUGAGGAUCAGACUGAAGACAUCACCAGCCUCUUUCCUCACCUUGACAUGGAUCCUUUGAGCAGCUAUGAGAGGAGCUUCGUGGUCAAGCACCAUGUUUUUCUACUGAGGAACUGGGAGCUGGUGAGAGAGCGGCAGAUUCGCCUGAGGAUUGAGAGAGAGAGGCAGAGAGACAGUGAGGAAGAGGAGGAAGAGGAAGAGGAGCGAACUGAGGACCACAGCCACAUCAAGUCAGAUCAGCAGAAGGGGGAGGAGAAAAAUUUCAGCAGUGAUUCGCCAAAGAGCCAGGACACCUCCAGCUUCCUCACUGCCAACCCCUGUCCCACAAAAGCUCAGAGCGGACCAGAAGAGAGAGAGGAAGACAAAGGAGAGGAAGAGGAGGUAUGCAGAAAAGAGCAGAGGAGGAAACGCCUCAGUGACUUACUUCUGACACUGCAGCGCUCAUAAGCUAAUACAGGAGGGUGGACACACUGAGGACGGGACCAGGCCCACGCGAACAGAUGGACAGGAGGUGAUGUCAUUACGCAGCUACUAUUAAUGAACAAAAACAAACCAGGAGAACAAAUAUUUGUGGUGAAUGAAAACGCAUCGGUGGCACUUGGAGCAGACGAUUGUGUUUUUGAACCUAUUGCUCAGAAAAGACAUCGAACCAAGGCUGAAACCAUGGCAACGCAUAUUUUCAGCCAAAAAUACGAUGGAUGGAAAGAAACAGACCAGCAGACAUGAAUUUGCACUAGUGCUGGAUUGACAAGCACACUAAAGACUGAUCGUAUGCAGAGUGGAUAGACUAUAAAACUACAAGCCUGCACUUCUAUGACUGCAUUUACUUUGGCACCUUAAGGAAGACUGACAGUGGCCUGACUAAAGAAAAGCAAUAGGUUGAGUUCACGUCAUUUUAAAACUUGAUCCAGUAAUUUCAAAUGGAGGGCAGUGGUUAUGCGUGGGUUUCAGAGUUGAAGUUGCCAACAAGUUAACGCAAAAUAUUUGAUCUUUUCAAAAGGUCAACAGUCCUCAAGAUGGCGCCUAUAAACAAAAAGUUGAAACCCAUGAAUAUAACUCUAUGGCCAAAGUAAGAAACAACCAAGGAGAAAAUCCACAUAUGGUGAAGAGCAGUGACUUGACACAUUUGCUGUUAUAAUAUUUUGGCAAAACGUCAUUUCAACUGCCCGUAAUGAGAUGCCUUUGUUAUGAAAUAAUGCCACCACUUGCCUUGACAUUAAAACUAAUAUUUCACGUUCUGUUAAUUCCUGCUGACGGAGAAGACUUUGAAUCUUGUGUGAGUAUUUGUUUCAUGUGGAUUGAUCCCGUAAUUACAGAUAUUGGCUAUAAACCAGAUCAAAAUAUCAAAUUUGACAUAAAGUUCCACCAUAGAAAACCUGCUCUCCAUUUAAAUGUGUAAAGGUGCAUUACGGAGCUUUUAUAGCAGAGAGUCUGCCGCCUGUUUCAUUCCAGGGAGAUGUUAUUGCUUUGCUUUCGUAGAAUGUUCCUUGGUGUGACGUUAAACAUAUCUAUUUUGCAUUUAUUUAAUUACAGGUGUCAAAAAUACCAUGAUAAAUACACAUUUUAGCUGUGAUUUGGCUUGCCCCUCCACAAAUCUGACCUGUAACUUAGCCUGGUGGUGUUCCUGUGUCCAAUUAAUUUCAAUUUUAUUUAUAUAUCACAUUUAAAACAACUUCAGCUGACCAAAUUGCUUCAAAUGUUGUUGAAUGCUUUACUGUGGAACAUUCUAGGCAAAGCAAAAAAGCGGAGACAAGCAGGUGGCAGACCCCUCACCUGAAAAGCUCCAUAGUGCUCCUUUAACUAUGGACAGUUUAAAAUGUUAUGACAUCAACGUUGUGAUCCCAGCUUAAUGGUACUUUGCAUUUCAGCUCUGAAGUUUCCAAGAGACAAGGAGCUCACGAACGCUGCCCCAGGGUAAAAAAAGAAAAAAAAAAGAAAAGAAAAAAAAGAAAUUCCCUGUUUAAGUAGGUCAAAACUGAACUGUCUUUUUCUUGUUAAGCUUUCAAAGUCACGUUGCACCUUUGGGAUAUGACAUGAGGCGGGAGACACGAGCAGAGGUGGGUAGAGUAGCCAAAAAAUUUACUCAACGAAAAUGACUAUUACCGGUACUUAAAAUGAUAUUACUUAAGUAGAAGUAAGUAGCAAUCAUUGUAAUUCAAGUUAUUACUCAUUUAAAGAGGGAAAAAGGUAUUUGAGGAGUGAGUAACAUCUCAUUUAUUCUUUGCACUUAUUGUAAUCGGACAGAUAAAAGAUUGAAUAAUGCACAGAAUCUGAUAUUUUCCAAAGAAUAACCCAUAAAACUGAAAAACAAAAAAAAAUCUCAUAAUAAAUAAUAAAUUCAUAUUGUCAACAUAUUCAUGGGUGUUACAUUCAACAUUUUGGGGAUUUUUCCACAGUCAAAAGAUAUAAUAUAUCAUUUUAAUUGCUAAUCGCUAUGGCAACAGCCCUAAUUUUUCAUCAUUCUGGAGCCAACGGAUAGAUUGUGUUUCCUUGGCUUACUCGCAUAAACUUUUGCUCAAUAUGAGUUAUGUUUCGUCCAAAAAUAGUCGGAAGUAAAAGUACCCGAUGUUGUCAGAAACUAUCAGAAGUACAUUUUUUACUCAAGUUACUGAAGUAAAAGUAACUGAUUGCUACCCACCUCUGGACAUGAGCCAGUUAAAAGCUUUUGAGUCAGUGUUACUUUACCGAGACAGUGUGUGCUGUGUACCAGUGAAUAGACAGGGGAGGGGGCGGGCUUAGACAUAGGAAUUUUGGCAUUGCUGCAACAGAAUUUGUAAUGAGGCUUUAAGAAAAGGAGGAGAGUUAUUUUUUUGAAAAAGAGCAGAGCUUAGUGACUCUAAUCUGCUAUAAAACAGAUAAAUAUAUGAAUUAUAAGAAUGUUUAUCAAUGAGUAUUUUCAGUAUUAUUUCCUGGUGAAGGGUAAUACAUCUUAUAAAGUGUUUUUGUUUACUUCCGGCUGCCUGAGAAUGUGCCCCUGAGCAGAGACAAUCAGAAUGUCCGUGGGGUGAACAAAAUGUGAAAAAGGAUUUGAAAAAUACUAUUAAUUUCACUGCAAAAAAGAUCGUCGAUGUGCUGAAAUGACAUAGACAGAAUAUUAAUCUUAAUUUGAGUAUUUUUUUUAUGUCUUGUGUUGACAAACCCAGAUUAUUUCACGACAUUUCUUCUUUUCAACCUAUUUUAUUUGGGGUUAGAAAAGUGCGAUAAGUUAAAAGCGCUGUGUAAUUUUUGUGAUACGCCUCCUGCUUUUCUCCAUGUAGAUUUGCCCGGAAUGUUCCAUGGUAUGGCAUUAAAGUAUCUGUCUAGCAUUUAAUUGAAAUUGGGAUGUUUUUAAUGCUCAAAAGUAAUUAGAAAGCCAUGUACUCUUACCAGGAGAAACAAAUUUAACAUCCAACUUAUGAACCAUCAAAACAAAGUAUAAACAUCUCAAUGAUUUUAUACCAUAGGCUAUACCAGAAAAGUCACGCAGUGCAGCUUUAGAGGUCCUAUAUUACACAAAAUUGAUUCUUGUGAGCUAUGUGAGCCAUGUUAUGAUGUCGUUACCUCGUCAAAAACAUACCCAUAGUUCAGUUUUGUUUCAUUCACAUGUUUGAGUAACUCUUUAUUAUUAGUCCGUCUACAUCCGCAAAGCUCAAAAUGCUCUGUUCCACCUUGUGAUGUCAUGAAGUGGUAGUUUUAAAGUUAACACCUGCUUUUUUUUAACCUUUUGUUCAGUAGAGAUUGGCAAUUCCGUAGAUUAAAACCAUCCAAAUGAUUCUAGUGAAAGUGUGUGGAGUUUAAAAACACAGUGGAGCACUUCCUGUAUUACCACAUGAUGACAUCACAAGGUGGAACGGCGUGUUUUCAGUUUGAGAGAAGUAAAAACUAAGCCUAAAUAUGCAGGGUUUUUGCACUAAACAUGUGUGAAUGAAAGAAAACACAACUCCAGAUGUGUUUGUGAUGAGAAAACAUUAUAACAGAUCAGAAAAUAGCAUAAUAUGGGCCUUUUAAAUAAACAUAUCUGGGUCAUAUCAGUGAGUUUUAAGGUUCACUUUAUUGUCUUUGUAGGGAAUCUUGAGCUAGGUCUGCUCAGGAUUACCUUAGCUGGAAGAUUCUUACCUAUCGUGUAUGUUUUAACUACUCAAAUCAAGAUUAAGAAUUCAUUUUAACCACGUCUAGAUGCUUAUUUUUUGCAGCGUUGGCCUAAAAUGCUCUUUGAAAGUGCCAUGUUGUUUAUGUACUUAAGCGAGCUCAUGCAGUCUAUAAGCAAUAUCUCCUGAAAUAAGGACUAUAUGACUUCCUUUGUAACAUUUUUGUUUGAGAUAUAAGGUCAUUUCUGUACAGCUGCAUAUUAACUUCUUUGUUGUAGGAUUUUGGUACAUUUUUAGUGGAAGAAAAUGUCUAGUUUCAUGUGAAUGUACAUACAAACUGUUUUUAUUCUGUCCGCAGUAGCCUGUAAUUAGUAAUAUACCUAACAAUACUGUAUGGACUUAACAUAAGCUUUCGUUAGAUUUUUUUUUUUUUU
Molecule: messenger RNA, 10122 nt
Organism: Periophthalmus magnuspinnatus
Lineage: Eukaryota; Metazoa; Chordata; Actinopteri; Gobiiformes; Gobiidae
Product: histone-lysine N-methyltransferase ASH1L-like
Exons: 14
Coding region: 579-6068 (1829 amino acids)
Molecular function (GO): DNA binding
Source: RefSeq, a predicted model, not a curated record